This is a messenger RNA of Neopelma chrysocephalum (saffron-crested tyrant-manakin), 2942 nucleotides long. RefSeq lists its product as uncharacterized. The record is from RefSeq and is a predicted model, not a curated record. Lineage: Eukaryota; Metazoa; Chordata; Aves; Passeriformes; Pipridae. The coding region runs from base 620 to 1360 and encodes 246 amino acids. The transcript has 3 exons.
UCUUUCUCUCCCGAAGGGACGCCUUCAGCACACAUCAACACUCUGUGGCCAGUGCAUUUAUCACUGGCAAUCCCGAACCUGCUUUCCUGUUGCUUCAAUAAACCUUCAAUACACAUUCGUGAAUCUGGAUCAUGCAAAGUCCUUAUUGAACAAGAUCAGAUCUAUAUUCCUGGAUUGGUAACUGCACUGCUUCUGCAUCUGUGCUCAUGCAAGUUCUUCUUUUGAACUCGACCAGUCCUAUAGUGAUUAUUGACUAUAAUCAGAAAUUAAGCCCAGCCACACCCAGCCCCUCUGAUCUCUGAGGACCAGCUGGAAUCCAAGGGGGGGAACAGGUUAAAAGCAGGAGACUGGAGGGAAGGACUGUAAAUCACCCAAGUGACCUUGCAGCUGGGAAUAACCCUUGAUAAACCAGUGUGAACAGCAGCCAGUGAUCCUGUGGUCUGGACUGAGUUGAACGGUGCCUCCGUCUCUGCUCAUGUGCCUCUGCCUGGGCGCUUCUUCAGGGAUUCCCCAGUUAGUGAGGUAACAGAAAUAAAUUUACUGUUUGUGUUCUAGCCAGAGUUUGUGUCCGUCCCGGCUGCCUGCCUGUGCCGACUUACACAUAGAUCCAGGAGCAACCAUGCCAUGGCUAGCCAAAAAAUCAAAAAAGCUAAGAAAGCCGAAAAAGCUGAAAAAGUCGGGGCCUGGGGAGGCUGUGAUGGUGAACCCCCACAUUCCAGGAUGGCCCAGUACUGAGCGCUGGACCCCCGUGGCCACUUUCCUGGCUACAAUGGCCACUCCAGAGACGUGGCCUGAAAUAGAUGACGGGGUGGUGGUGAACCCCCACAGGGUCGAGGUUGCCAUGCGCGGAUUGCCAUGGAAAGCGGCAUCAAAGUCUUCCCGCAAGCUGGCAGGGAGACUGGGAUGGCUGUUGGCUACUGGUCUCAGAGCUCUAGACCGUGAAGUCAUAGCCCUGCAGAGUAAAGUUAGCGAGCUGGAGUUACUCACCUAUGCCAGAGCUCGCGACUGUGAAGCCAUAGCACUGCAGAGCAAAGUGAGGGAGCUGGAAUUGGUUACCUACGCUAGAGCUCUCGAACGGGAAGUUACAGCCUUGCUGAGUAAAGUGAGAGAGCUGGAAAAGGAAGUUGUGACUUUACAGGCUGCAAAUGUGAUCGCUCAUGAAGUCACUACCACUCAAGCAGAGCAGUGCUAUGAGCAGCAAUGCACUAUACAGCAGCUGGUGUCACCUAGGCAUAAAUAUGUGGAAAAUAAGGUUUUGAUCUCCCAGGUUCGUGCUCCAACUUUGAAAUCUUCACGGGAUACCAAGGAAUGGGAUGGAAAUAUCUGGAGUGAGUACUCAGACUUUGAGAUUGAGAUUUAGCCAGAGUUAGUAGAUAGGGAUGUGGUAUAGAUCACAGAUACUUAUAUUCCAAAAGAGUUUCAAUUAUACACUCCCAGACAAGGAAAUCCUUUUGAAUUAGAAGUAAUAAUUCUAGAUGAUUUAGUCUUAUGGGGAUUGAGGCAGAUGACUGGACCAAAAGAUAAAAAAAAUCUGUAGAAUUUUGGUCCAAGGCAUUCCAAGGCACUGCUAUACAUUUUACCCCAAUGGGAAAAUUAAUUCAAAAUGUAGCUUGGGCACUGCAAGAAACUGAAAGAAUCACAGGCCAACAUAGUGUGACUGUACACCUUCAGUACAAAACACAGUGAGGACCAAAAAUUCUCCAGAUGAUGUCUCUCCCAAAAUAUUAGCCAAAGGGAAAUGGAAUUUUACACCAAUGGAUCCUACAAACUAUUAAUCUAGAUGUGACCAUUCAUAUAAUAACCCCUGACAAUACAGUAUGGUUCUGUAGUCUGUCUUCUCCCCUUUAUUCUCCAUCCUCUGUUAAUAUCAUAUUCUCAAGUUCUUGUAUUUCAUGUGUCUUUGAUGAUUUCCUGUGCAUUAUCUAGGGGGGGUGCAUUGGAACUAUAUUAUUGGUGGCACAAACCCAACAUUCAAACAAAAUUCAAUCUAAAAAAGGGCAAGCCACACCUCUCCAAUCUGUGUGGGCAAUUACCCCAUCUCAAGUUACCAAGCCUGGAGCAAUAUUAGCUGAAGGAGCUGGAGCAACAGCAACAGCGUAUGUGUUACAGGACAGAGAUGACACUCCUUUUUCCCUCCCUUACCACAGGCUGGCUUGUUGUGCUUUGUAGGCUUGUACUAUGACAGCAUAUCUUAUAUACAUUUCUGCAAAAUCAAUAUGUAAAUAUUUGUGUGUGGUUGUUUUUUACUGUAACUAAUGUCUUAUUAUUCUUUCUGAGAAGUGACUAUAGACCAGCUGGCGUGUGCCCUCGUGCAAGGUUUAACUGGGACAUCCAAGAUAGCUGUUGCCUUAAAUUUGGGAGUAACUGCUGUACACCUUACAACAUCAAUAACUGAUGAGCUACAUCACCCUUCAACAUCAAAAAUGCUGUUCUGAGUUUGAAGGCAUGUGUUGUUUGACCUGCAGAACCAGCUGGCAUGGAGGAUAUCAUUCAAGGAUAUCAAGGACUACAUCUAAUCACACAACCUGUCGGUGGUACCUGGCUAACUGGGUGGUUUACUUCCCUGGCAAGAGGGGUGGGACACUUAAAGCAUUAUAUGCUUAUAUGUUUGUUCCUUUUCCCAUAUGCUUCAAGUGCCUCUGUAAAUCUCCUAUCCCACAUUUCCAGCCCCAGCAGCAGUGGUCUCUUGAGCAAGGGGGUGGCAAGCUGGGAGGAAGGGGUUAAAAGCGGAAGACUGGCGAGGAGGACUGUAAGUGGCUCAAGUGACCUUGCAGCUGGGAAUAACUCUUGAUAAGCCUGUGUGAAGAGCAAGCCAGGGAUCCUCUGGCAUGGACUGGGUUUAACGGUGCCUGCAUCUCCACUAGUGCACUUCUGCCCGGGUGUGGCUUUGGGGAUCCCCCAGUUAGUGAGGUAAUGGAAAUAAAUUUACUCUUUGCCUUCUA